GUCCAGGUGGUGGUGGUAAAGGCUGCUGUUGCUCUCUGCACAAAGGGAUUUGGGUGUCGUCAGCGUGGAGUACCAGUCCACUGUCAACUGGGUGUUUUGGUACCAUGAUGGAAGAGGAUGAAUUAGAAUUUGUGGAGGAUUUGGACGCCAUUUUACACCUUAGCCCCGAAGUACAACUCGCUAUUGAGCAGGUUUUCCCCAGUCAAGAUCCACUUGAUCGAGCUGAUUUUAAUGCUGUUGAAUAUAUCAACACUUUGUUUCCAACUGAGCAGUCGCUGGCAAACAUAGAUGAAGUAGUGAACAAAAUACGAUUAAAAAUCAGACGACUUGAUGACAACAUCAGAACUGUGGUGAGAGGACAGACUAACGUUGGACAGGAUGGCAGGCAGGCUCUGGAGGAGGCACAGAAAGCCAUCCAGCAACUGUUCGGCAAAAUUAAAGACAUCAAGGACAAAGCGGAGAAAUCCGAGCAAAUGGUAAAAGAGAUCACCCGGGACAUCAAGCAGCUGGACCAUGCUAAGCGUCACCUGACCACAUCCAUCACAACUCUCAAUCACCUGCAUAUGCUGGCUGGCGGCGUGGACUCCCUGGAGGCCAUGACACGCAAGAGGCAGUACGGGGAGGUGGCCAACUUGCUCCAGGGUGUGGUGAACGUGUUGGAGCACUUCCAGAAAUAUAUGGGCAUCCCUCAGAUACGGCAGCUCUCCGAGAGAGUGAAAGCAGCACAGAGUGAGCUUGGCACUCAGAUCUUGGCUGACUUUGAAGAGGCGUUUCCUUCACAGGGGUCCAAGAGGACUGGAGGCCCCAGUAUUGUCCUCAGAGAUGCCUGUCUGGUGGCCAAUGUCCUGGAUCCUCGCAUCAAACAGGAAAUCAUCAAGAAAUUCAUAAGACAGCACCUCUCUGAGUACCUUGUGCUCUUUCAGGAGAACCAGGAUGUGGCAUGGUUGGAUAAGAUAGACCGGCGCUAUGCGUGGAUCAAACGGCAACUGGUGGACUACGAGGAGAAGUAUGGUCGCAUGUUUCCCGAGGAGUGGUGCAUGACGGAGCGCAUCGCCGUGGAGUUCUGCCAUAUCACCAGGACAGAGCUGGCCAAGCUGAUGCGAACCCGAGCCAGGGAGAUUGAGGUCAAGCUCCUUCUCUUCGCUAUUCAGAGGACCACCAAUUUUGAAGGAUUGCUGGCUAAGCGCUUCACUGGCAGCACCUUGAGUGACAGCCCUGGGAAGAGACCCGAGACGCCCUUGGAGCCUACUAACCCGUUUCUGGAGGAUGAGUCCGGGGACGACAAUGCUUCUGAGAAAGAUGAAGAUCUGGACAGGCCAAAGAAGCCUAAGGCCCCGGAUAACCCAUUCCACGGCAUCAUUUCCAAAUGCUUUGAACCUCAUCUCUACGUGUACAUCGAAUCGCAGGACAAGAACCUCGGUGAGCUGAUCGACCGCUUCGUGGCCGAUUUCCGAGCGCAGGGUCCCCCCAAGUCGGGUACGGAGGAGGGAGGAGCCGUGCUGCCCAGCUGCGCCGAUCUCUUUGUGUACUACAAGAAGUGCAUGGUACAGUGUUCUCAGCUGAGCACAGGCGAACCCAUGAUCGCCCUCGCCACCAUUUUCCAGAAGUACCUGCGCGAGUACGCCUGGAAGAUCCUCUCUGGGAACCUGCCCAAAACCAGCACUAACAGUGGAGGCCUGACCAUCACCAGCCUGUUGAAGGAAAAAGAGGGUUCGGAGGUGGCCAAGUUCACCAUGGAUGAGCUCUGUCUCAUCUGUAGUGUCCUCAGCACAGCAGAAUAUUGCCUUGCUACCACACAGCAGCUGGAGGAGAAGCUGAAGGAGAAGGUGGACGCAUCCCUCAUGGAAAGGAUCAACCUAACCGGGGAGAUGGACACGUUUAGCACUGUGAUCUCCAACAGCAUCCAACUUCUGGUUCAGGACCUGGACUCAGCUUGCGACCCAGCCCUCACUGCUAUGAGCAAGAUGCCAUGGCAGAGUGUCGAGCACGUGGGUGACCAGAGCCCCUACGUCACCUCUGUCAUCAUGCACAUCAAACAGAACGUACCCAUCAUCAGAGACAACCUAGCUGCCACUCGCAAAUAUUUCACCCAGUUCUGCAUCAAGUUCACCAAGUCUGUCCUAGAGCCUUUCCCAACCAGCUUUACCUGUAGACUUUACCGUGUGGCUUUUUCCUUCCACCCAGGUGCUCUGAGCGUUUCUAACUCUCCUGCUGUUCUCUGUUGUGUCUUCAGCUCCUUCAUCCCAAAGUUCAUCAACCACCUGUUCAGGUGCAAACCCAUCAGUAUGGUGGGAGCUGAGCAGCUUCUGCUGGACACACACUCUCUGAAGACGGUUCUGCUAGACCUCCCCUCCAUCGGUUCGCAGGUGCUACGCAAGGCUCCAGCAAGCUACACUAAAAUUGUGGUCAAAGGGAUGACACGAGCAGAGAUGAUCCUGAAGGUGGUCAUGGCCCCUCAUGAGCCAUUGGUGGUCUUUGUGGAUAACUACAUCAAGCUCCUUGCUGAUGGCAACCCUGAGACUUUCCAGAAGAUUCUAGACAUGAAGGGUCUGAAGCGCAGUGAGCAGAACAGCAUGCUGGAGCUCUUCAGACAGAGGCUGCCCACUCCCCCGUCCGGGCCAGACAGCGCGCCCUCACUGUCCUUCAGUGCCCCUACCCCUGAGCAAGAGUCCUCGCGCAUCCGCAAACUGGAGAAGCUCAUCAAGAAGAGAAUUCAGUGACCUCACUGUGGACUUUUCCACCAUCAGCGUGACGCGUGGGACUUGUGCUUCGGCCCUCCUGUGAUGUCCCCACCCCAUCACCCGUUCAGAGAUCAGUGCCGAACGCACAUGUAAAAUAUGGCAAAAGAGAACACGCCAGUUACUAAUAUGAAUCAGUUGUCUUGCACCAGCUGCUUCAAACGGAUGAAGCUUUUCUUCAGUGGAUUAAUGCGAACCUCAUGGUUGUAGGGUUGUUAAGACGGUGAUGAAAUUUCUGCGACUGUAACACAUUUCCCCUGCGUGCUGCUGCCUUUUAUUUCCUUUUUUCUUUGUAACACUAAUAUUCUGGCUCCCAAUAAUCUGAUUGCAUGCCAUUUACUUUGCACGUUUCCCUCAAAAAAAAUAAUGUUUGCACUUGAAGUGAAAUGGAUGGCAGAAUGAUCCAUAAAGAUAACCUGCUGCUGCUUUGGCACAAAUUCUUCCGCCUUGGGAGUCAGAACAUCCGAAUGAUUUAGGAGCAGCAGUUUCUCCGAAUGUCCCCCUCACCAUUACAGUAAAUGGCUGUAUGGAAACUCUCUGAAGUGUGUUUGUGAGGGGAAGUCAGGGAGUAAGUGGGUUAGGUCUGUAACUCACUCUCCAGGUUCAUCAGUGAAGCCUCGGGCACACUGUACCACACAGGAACAUGGACUUUCCUGUUCAGCUGUCUGACAAAACCAGUUGCCUUGGGUAUUUUUAAACAUACCCUCUGAGUGGGUACAACUAGAAAACAUAUUUUGAAUGUUGGAGACGUUUUUCAUUGUGUGGUUAGACCUUAACAAUGGUGUGUCUCAUUGUGUCCUAAAGAGCUUCAGGAGGGGCUCUGGAUGAACUGUAAGGUUAUCGGUUUUGACCUUUAUCUAAAAAAGACGGUGAAAUUUAGUUUUUGUCUCUGUUCGUGCUUUGACGCUACUCUGGGUUCGUUAUGCAGGAUGUGGAUGUGUGAAGUACUAUUUUUGAAGGAGUGGUUGGUGUGGGGCUGCUAUCUUGCAGUUCUGCUUAUUCGUGAUUAAUUUGUUGUUUGACUUGCUGUAUAUCUUCUUGCCUUCUGUUAAUACGACAUCUGUUGCCCCGAAUAUCAUGCAGUUCUUUCAAUAAAAAUGUCGCUCGAAAAACCUUGCAGCACUAGCAAA
Electrophorus electricus (electric eel) is the source of this 3868-nucleotide messenger RNA. RefSeq names its product VPS53 subunit of GARP complex (gene vps53). Gene Ontology annotation, biological process: retrograde transport, endosome to Golgi. NCBI's taxonomy places the organism in Eukaryota, Metazoa, Chordata, Actinopteri, Gymnotiformes, Gymnotidae. Gene Ontology annotation, cellular component: GARP complex. The record is from RefSeq and is a predicted model, not a curated record.